AUGCUGGGUUACUUGGCAGCGAGGAGGGCUGGUCUGGAUGACCCUCUUCGACUCAGGCGUGUGGAAUCGACGAGAAGGGUCCUAAGCCUGCAGCUGAAUGCGGACCGAGACAUGGACAGAAUCCACGCAAACGGUGUCAACACAAUUGACAUUGAACUAAUAGAAGGGAAAUACAUGUUGUCUGGAGGCGCCGAUGGAGUGAUUGUCAUCUAUGACCUGGAGAACUUCACUGGGAAACCACAGUACACCUGCAAAGCUGUUUCCACGGUUGGCAGGUCCAGCAAGUAUGUCCACAAAUUCAGCGUGGAGACGGUCCAGUGGUAUCCUUACGACACAGGCAUGUUUGUAUCCAGUUCCUUUGACAAGACGAUGAAGGUUUGGGACACUGAGACUCUGAAGCCCGCCGAAGUGUUUGAGUUUGAGGGCAACGUGUACAGUCACCACCUGUCCCCCAUUGCCAGGAAACACAGUCUCAUUGCAGUUGGCACCAAGAAUCCUAAAAUUCAGCUGUGUGACCUGAAGUCUGGUUCAAAGAUCCACGUACUGCAGGGUCACAAAGCCGAGGUCCUGUCUGUGCGAUGGUCACCAAGAUACGAACAUAUCCUAGCCACCGCCAGUGCUGACAGCAAAGUGAGAGUGUGGGAUGUACGUCGGGCAUCAGGUUGUCUGUUUACGCUGGACCAGCACAAUGGUGACAAGUCAAAAGCCGCCUCUGAAGCAGUGAACACGGCACACAAUGGCAGGGUGAACGGCCUGUGCUUUACCAGUGAUGGCCUAUACCUGCUCACAUCUGGGACUGAUGAUCGCAUGCGUUUGUGGAACAGCGGGACAGGGGAAAACACUCUGGUAAACUAUGGGAAAGUGAGCAACGAGAGCCGCAAGAGGCGACAGUUCACGGUGUCGCAGGGCUGCAGUCCAGAGUUUGUAUUUGUACCAUGCGGCAGCUCGGUGGCCGUAUACGGUCUCCACACUGGUGAGCUGGUCACCAUGCUGAGGGGUCAUUACAACCAUGUGGACUGCUGUGAGUUCCAUCCUGACCACCAGGAGCUGUACAGCGCAGGUAAAGAUGGUAACAUCCUGGCAUGGGUUCCAGUUCUGCGAAGCCCAGAUAUUGAGGAAGACGCAGAUAAGAAAGAUGGAGGUGUCAAAUUAUCAGUGAAUCCCGCUUUUCAGGACGCAUGGAGCAGUGAUGAAGACUAA
This is a messenger RNA of Nerophis lumbriciformis (worm pipefish), 1200 nucleotides long. Lineage: Eukaryota; Metazoa; Chordata; Actinopteri; Syngnathiformes; Syngnathidae. The record is from RefSeq and is a predicted model, not a curated record.